Messenger RNA from Mytilus californianus (California mussel), 9361 nucleotides. RefSeq names its product CREB-regulated transcription coactivator 1-like. The record is from RefSeq and is a predicted model, not a curated record. Gene Ontology annotation, cellular component: cytoplasm; nucleus. The transcript has 14 exons. Gene Ontology annotation, molecular function: cAMP response element binding protein binding. Gene Ontology annotation, biological process: positive regulation of transcription by RNA polymerase II; protein homotetramerization. NCBI's taxonomy places the organism in Eukaryota, Metazoa, Mollusca, Bivalvia, Mytilida, Mytilidae. The coding region runs from base 32 to 2035 and encodes 667 amino acids.
AAUCAUAACAAGCUUGUCCUUUUCUGCCAUCAUGGCGAAUCCACGGAAGUUCAGUGAAAAAAUAGCAUUACACAAUCAAAAACAAGCAGAAGAAACUGCUGCUUUCGAAGCAAUAAUGCGGGAUGUAACGCCUGUUACGAAGGUCCCGUCGAUGCAAAAGCAGCAUCUUCAACUCCAACAAAACAUAAGUACACAGUAUAGAGCCGGGUCCUUACCAAAUGUCAACCAGAUGGUGGCAAAUUCCGGUAUAGAUCUACAGAGUGCAUUUCAGCAUUUGGAUGAUUUGAGACAGAUGCCAAACCGGAUGGACAGUAGAUUCCAUGCAGUCAGAGACAAGGGGAGACCACUCGGUCCACACAGACGAGGAUUUCCAAUAGAUAAAGCAAGGACAAAUUGUUCCCCUUAUGGUUCUGCGUAUUUGUCACCACCACCAGACACCAGUUGGAGGAGAUUAUUCAGACACCUAAAUGGUGCAAAUCUUCCACGAACAAAUUCCGAUUCUGCCAUACAUACCAGUACAAUGGGGCCUUCAGACUUGGACCAUAUGGGCAGCCCUACAACACCUCCAGCUCAUAGAAGAAUUCUUGAAGUGGUUGGAGGAGACAAUGUACAUGGUGAUCCAAUGAAAAAUUACUGGGAUGCUAAAAAGUUACAGUCCAGACCCAAAUCAUGUGAAGUACCUAACAUUAACAUUUAUCCAACAGAAGAAGAAAAUCAUAUAGGACAAAUGACUCACCUUCCAAUCACCAGUAAUACUGGUUCAUUGCCAGAUUUAACUGUAGUCCAUUUCCAGUCACCUCUUACAACACCAAUUGAUGCUGAAGAAGCUUAUGGCUGUUCUCAGGGAAAUCUUUCUCCCACAAGUGCUCACAUGCAGGGUAUGUGCCCUCAGCCUGGUAGUCCUACACAACAGAGCCCCAACCAAAGGCGAAGGCCAGGUGGCCAUCCUAGUCCACUUGUGUUGAGUGGUGGACCUCAGUCUCCUCAAAUGAGAAUGCCACACUCUCCACCAGGCAGUGUUGUGAACCCUGACCCUACACAACUGCCGCUGGAUCCCCGCAUUAGGCAGCAGCAAUUAUUGUACCACCUUCAGCAGCAGCAGAGGCAUGGAGCCUCCCAACACCCCAACCCCCAAGUAUCUCAGUCACACCCAUCUCCUUCAUCCAAUCAUAUACAGCAGGGGUCUAGGGUGCCACAAGUUUGUGUAACUGCAUGUGACCAAAAUGAUACCGAGCCAUCAUUAUCCCACUAUAGAAACAGUGUUUCUGAUUCCAACUGCCAAUCGCCCACAUCACCACGGUCUCAAACAUCAUAUUCUCCUUCACAGUCACCUGGUCUUACGCCGUCAUGGAAUAGUAAUUCACCGUUUGUAGAUAAUUUUCAGCUUCAGCAGCAACAACAUCAAACAAAUGCGUUACAACAUCAGUUUGAACAAUUUAACAUGUCACCUGAUAACCAUUACAAUACAAUAGAAACAUCAUUACAUCAGAAUGGAAUAUCACAGCAGAAUUCUAUCAUAAUGUCACAGGCCAUGGGCUUACAUCAGCAGCAACAGCCCUCGUAUUUCCAUCCUCAGCAAAUAGACUUAAUUAAUCUUAACUCCUCACGGAGAGGAAUCAAUUCUGCUCAACAUAUGACUAACCAUCAUAAUCAUCAUCAUCAUCAGCAAAAUAAUGACAAAAUACCAGAAAUAAUAUUUACAGACCACAGAACUGGCAAUGAAGAAGUCAGUUUAGAUGAUAUAUCCACUAAUGCAAUGUUUGAUGGUGGAUUUAUAAUCGGGGAACAAGGCAUUUGGGUACAGUCACAAAAACAAGGUGCUGAUGAUUAUACGAAACAACAAGAUUUUGCUAAAGAAUUAGGAAAUGCUAUAACUGGAAUGCCCGAUGGAUUUGAUACGGACCUUUUUCCUUCUGUUGAAGCUUUAAAAGCUGGACUUGACCCAUUAGAUUUACAAGAAUUGCAGUUGCUAUCGGAUCCAAAUAAUUUAACUGAUCCAGCUACUGAAGAAUCAUUCAAACUUGAUAGAUUGUAGGAUGCCAUCACUUAUUCUUCCUUGUGUGAUGACCAAGAAGAGAACCUUUAUAUUUUAUUUUGGUGAUCUGAAAGCUUAUGACAUUCCAUCCUUAUUUAAUGUAAACCAACUUCAUUUUAAUGAUAUUGUCAUUACUGUUAUAAAUUGUAAUGGAGAAAGCAUUUAACGUGGGCAUUAACUGAGUUAUUGUUUGAUGACCAUUUAUAUCUACCUUUUUGUCUCUGUUGCAUGUCCUAGUAAAUUUGGAUAAUUUACUUUUUCGGUAAAAAAAGGUUGAAUGGUCCAAAUAAUAAUACCAUUGAAAUGUUUCUCUUUCAGGGUAAUAAACAUAUUCAAAUAGGCUUUUUUACAACAAAAAAAAGAGUGAUAAUUAUUUGAUGGCAUUGAAUUAAGUUGAGAUAUUAUUUUAAGAAAGCCAAGCAGCGAUACACAAUUUCCAUUUCUAAAACAAACUGUUAAGCCCAUGAUCAUAGAUACAGAGCUUUGAAAUUUUGUGUUUUAUUGUGAUAUUUUAAUUUCAUCUUUGAUCAUGUGAUAAAUAUAUUUCUUAACAUUUUGUUGUAGAAAAGGAAUACUUUUGUAACAGUUAAAAACAAAUACGUAAAAUGUUCAAGGUUUUAAGCUGAAUAAUGCUUUUGAAGUUUUAGAAUGUGAAAAAAAUAUGAAUUGGUAUCUGAUUUAUUAUAAAAGGAAGAAGAUGUUUCCAUAGAAAUGAUUUUAAAUUGUGAUGAACUUGGAUUAUAUUUGACCUUGACGGAUGAAGUUGGUUUAUAUUUGACCUUGACAGAUGAAGUUGGUUUAUAUUUGACCUUGACUGAUGAACGUGCUGGAUACUGUGCUGUUUGUUAAGUAUUACUGUUAUGUUUCUCGUUAAUUGUUUGAUCAAAGUUUAUUUGUCAUUUUUGUUUUGCAAUAGAUAGCUAGUGGUUGAGAAAGGGAUUUUAAAAAUCCCUUUCUGUGUAUAAAAAAGUACAGUAAAUCUUAUAUGACAUGUACUUUCUAUAUCUGACGCAGCGUUUUUAACUUUAAUGAAAUGGCAUGGUAACACUACAUAUUGUUUUGAAUAUUAUCUAAGUAUUAUAAAGCUAGGAUUAUGACAUCACAAUUUCAUAUUCAAAUUAUUAUUACUAUAAUAUCAUGUAUAUCAAAGUUUUAGUAAGGACUGACAAUUUUGUUUAAUGAAUUGAGGCUGAAAAGCCACUUUAGAGAGUCUUUUCUAUUUGUUGAAGCAAAUUGAUACAAAUUACUAAAGCCCUAGCCAAUUUUGACGAAAAUGUGGCAAAAGCACUGGUGAUAAGAUCACUCAUUGAAGUGUUUGACAAUGUAAAUGAUUUGAAUUCUAAAUACUUAGUACUUAGUGUGACAUGGAUAGAGUAAUUUGGGGAAUUCUGAUAUUUUGUUCUUAUUCAAGACUUUGUAAACAUGAUUUUAAUAUUUUGGGACAAUGCAUAUUUGCUGUAAAUCUAGAUAACAAAAAGUACUUUUUUGAUAGUUGAAUUGCUGUAGAAAAGUUUGUAUGUCAUUACUUCUGACACAUUGUAAUAGCUUUACAUAAUGUGAUACCAUGAAGUUAAGUUGUCAAAACAACAUGUUCUUUCAUUUUCGUAUGGUUUAAAACUGAAUUUUCAUUGCUUUAAGAUAUGAAAUACCAUUAAUAAAUUCAAUUUGGAUUACUUUUGAAUAAAAAAAUACAUUUAAAUUUUGAUUCACAGUAUAAUUUGCUAUCUCGAAAUACAAAGGCAAAAGUAACUAAAAAAAUUUUUUUUUUUUUUUUUUUCUUUUUGAGUUUCUAGAAAUUCUGAAUUUGAUAUAGUCUGAAUUGGUAUUUACUUGUGAAAAUUUGAAUUGCAGGCUUUACAGAGAAUUGACGGCUUUAUUUAUUUCACAUGGGUCAGAUUCUAUUAUGGCUUAAAUGAAUUUUCAUUCAAGCAUUGAUCUAAAUGGCAGCGUUUAUCUAUAAAAACUUUGUUUUAGUAAUUGUAAAUAUUUAUUCUAUGUACAAGUUGGUAGGUUUAUAUCAUAAAUUCUGCAAUACAAAUAUCAGUAUAUAAAUCUGCUGUGUAAGCAGAAUCAAAUUGUGAGUGUGAAUGCCAUACCCAGUAAAGCUUACAAGUGCUAUAUGUGUGAAAACUGUCCAUUUAUACUAUAGAUCAUAACACAAAAUUUUGGUAGGAUCUUCUUAAUGAAUUGUAAAGCAUAUAUGUAUUUUGAUCUGGAGAAAAAAAAUGUUAAUACCAAACAUUGUGUUGGUCUGCUUCUGUCAAAUUGUAUCUGUCAUAAUUAAAGGACAUUACGAAGACCAAGGGACUUCAAACCUAUAUACAUUAUAUAGAAAAAUUAGUCAUUUACCGUGCUGAAGUUUAUCAAGGAUGAGCAACGUUUGAAAUUUUGAAACAAUGUUGAACAUACAUCGUUGUGAAUUUAGUUAUCAGAUGGUUAGUUUUGGUCAGAUUCCUUUAGAAAAAGCUAAUGUUUAACAUACAUCCUUGUGAAUUUAGUUAUCAGAUGGUUAGUUUUGGUCAGAUUCCUUUAGAAAAAGCUAAUGUUUAACAUACAUCCUUGUGAAUUUAGUUAUCAGAUGGUUAGUUUUGGUCAGAUUCCUUUAGAAAAAAGCUAAUGUUCAACAUACAUCCUUGUGAAUUUAGUUAUCAGAUGGUUAGUUUUGGUCAGAUUCCUUUAGAAAAAAGCUAAUGUUUAACAUACAUCCUUGUGAAUUUAGUUAUCAGAUUGUUAGUUUUGGUCAGAUUCCUUUAGAAAAAAGCUAAUGUUGAACAAAUAGAUGUAACACUGAAUAAUCUUUUAUGUAAGUAGGAUCAGAUCUAUGAAGUACAGUAAACUGUAAGUGCCAUUCCUUAGAUUAUAGCAUGCAUUAAAUGAAUGAAAUCUAUAAUAUUGAAUUUUAUUUUUAUCCAAGACUAUUUAUGGGACAUAAAAGAUUUUAACAAUAUUUUUUCAGAAACAUCUCCAUCUUAAUAUAAUGAGAUUUUGAAUAUUACUAAAAAAAAAAAAAUUUAGAGAUGGAUGUAAAUUUUGGUUUUAAGGAAUUCAUUGCAUUUGUAGUAAAAAAAAAAUGUGAUUUAAGUAUUGUUGAUAAUGAGUGUUGGGUAUUUUAUGGUAUAAAUGGACAUAUAAGUAGUCUGCACUGUGUACAUAGUUUAUGUCUACUUCAAUUAUCUAGUCACAGUACUUAAUAUACUAACAGAGCACACAAAACACUUUAGUAGAUAAGGCCAUUUCAAAAUAAUAUUUGUCUUGAAAAGCAAAUAUGGAAACUUAUUUCUGCAAAUAUCUUAAAAUAUUUGAUUUUUGAGUUGAAAUCAUAUAUUUCUCUGACAGGAAAGAAGUAAAGUAAAAGUGGUCAGUUGUUAAUUGUUAAAAUGAAAGUGCAAUAUUGUUUGAGGACCAAGUUUGUUUUAUGAAUAAAGAUGCCAGCAUAAGGCCAUUUUACUAAAGAUGCAUCAUGAAAAUGAUAAGACUCCUGUCAAAAUAACAAAGUUUGCUUGAGUGAAAUAGAAGGGUAAAGGUAGUUUUGUUACAGGGAGAAGUCUUGAUAAAGUUGAAAAAAAUCUGACUAAUUUGCUUGUUUAAUCAUUGUGAAAAGUUUAGAAAGUGGGGGCUGCAAGGACAGAGGUAGAAAGUUUCUGACCCAUUUCUUCCUUUAGUUCAGGCCAUAAAACAUUUACAUAAUUCAGAUAAUAUGGGAUCUCCUCAUAGGCAAAAUCAUCUGAUAACUCAAGGUUUUGUGUGUCUCGUUUGUUUUAUCCUCUAAUAUAUUGGUAAUUUUAGUUAGAUUAAAUUAAAACAAUUUUUAGUGCUUAGUAAUUUUUACAUACAAUUACUUUCACAGUAUGCCAUGUUACGGCAUGAAGAAUGUGUGAAAAUAUUUUGCCUUCAUUUAUUGUCCAUUUUGUUAAUCUUACCAGUUAAAGGACUGAUCCGUGUUUAUUACUUGAAAAAUUUGUAAAUUGUAAUGUUUUUUCAUAAGUAAUUUGUCUAAAUUAACAUAACAUAAAUUUCAUUUGUACAAAUGUAAAUUAAGAAUCAUGAUAUUACAUUUUCAUUACAUAUUGCUCAUUAAUGGUGAUGCUGAAUAUCAUUUCUUCAUUUGAUGUCCCUCUAAAUGUGCCCUUGUAGACUGUUAAUGUGAUCCCGAUAGCUAUAUUUAUAUUUCUUUAUUGAACACAGCUGCCUUUUAGUCUAUUUUAUCUUAUUAUUCAAUUUUUAAAAGACUUGUUUUUUGUAUUUAUACUAUAAUUAAUAUUUCUUUAAUUUUCAAUUCACCUCAACAAAGCUGAAGGAGAACUUUUUAAGUACCUUUGACAUCAGUGUAUGCUUGCAUCUUCACAGCCAACUAAAAGGGAGAUUAUCUUGUAAAUUUGCAUAUAAGGAAGCAAAAUGUAUUGAAAGAAGGUUAUGAGACUAGUAUGGUUCAAUGUCCAUCUUGAUAUCUCAGUAACUAAAAGUAAUGAGAUUACUCAAAGUGUGUAAACAUGCAUUUUGGAGUUUCAAGUCAGCAUCCAGUCGACAGUGGGUUUCUGUUACCUACUUUUCAUGCUUCAUUGACUUAGUAAAGUUGUAUAUCAGCAUCAUAUCUUGACACCUAUAAGUAAGAGGAUCAUCUCAAAUUGUUAAGCAAUUCACCUUUGUGAGUUUUUCAGCCUUCAGACAAUAAAAGGUCACUCUGACCUAUAGUAUAUACUUUAUAGACUUUGGUUAGGUUUUACAUCCAAUUUCAUAUUGCAUUGUCCUUAUGAAGUAGGACCAUUCAUUCUUGUAUUGAGAUUGGUCUUGGGUAGUAACAUAGCAUUCAGUCAAAAUGAAUAUUGAGACAAACUUUGUAAUCAUAGAUUACCUAUGUUUAUAUGUGUGUACAAUUCCUUUUUAUGACAUAUACAAUGAGUUUUAAAUGGCACUGAUGUAUUUUCUUUGUUAAAUUGUUAAAAGAACAAUCUAUUAAUGAUACCGGUAAAAAAACUUUUGUUUCAUAUUGCAGUUUACAUUUAUAAUACAAAUUCUAUUUAUUUUUGUUGUUAUUUAUAAGAGUUUAUUAGAUAACAAAUAGCUAUAGAAUUACACAUAUUGUGAUGAUAUGAUAUGAAUUACAAUCCAUGACAAAAUGACCUGUUAUUAAGAGACAGGUGUGAUAAGGGACAAACUUGUAGACUUGGUUGGUAAAGGCAAAUAUAUGAAAUUACUUUAAACAAAAUACAUUCUGCUUGCUUUUAAGGGGUUGAAAAAAUUUUCAAUGAAGUAUCCUUUAAACAGUUAGGUCAAUCAUCAAAAUUCUAACAAAGGAAAUGAUUUGGAUCAACAGUAUUAGAUUCAUUUAAUUACCAGUUUUUAGGGAAACGAGUAAAUAAUAUUGUGAUUAAUUUUGGAGAACUGAAAGGUAGUUUCAAACUUGAUAUUCUUUUUCAGAAAGUAAACCGUAACAACAGGACAAUAUGACCUGUCAAUUUUCAUGUACAAUAUAGUUUUAGUUUCUUAACUAUUAGAGAUUGUCUGUCCUCAGAAAUACACUUAUAAACAAACUUAAUUAAAAAGUUUAAAAAUUCAAGUAAUCUGUUCAUAUUUUUAUUACAAUCUCACUUGGACUAUUUGAAAGAAUGUAUUUCAAUUUCAGACUUCAAAACAAUUUUUUUAUUCUUUUUUUUAAAACUUCUUAUGGUUUGAUAUAUAAUUUGUUUUAAUUAAAAAUUACAUGACUGCUACUUAAUUUCAUCAUCACAUGUCAUUAAACUACAUGAAAACCAGUCACAAAAAUAUAAUAUUUCACUGUUCCAUUGAUGCAUUCAUUAAGAUUUAGUAGUUUUAUAUUCGAAAGGGAAAUAUGUAGAUUGAGAUCUCCUUAAUCCAAAAUAGUAAACAUCUUUGAUAACAUUACCAAUGUUUAUGCUUCUUUUCCUUUCCAAAAGUUUUGGAUUGUUUUUUACACACCAUUUUUUGAGUCUGAUGGUUUUACCAUUAGUAACUAAUUUAAUGAUGAUAAACAAGGAUAAAAUGAUUGCCUUUCUUCCAACCCUGUCAUGAAAAAUGUAUUUUUUGUGUUGCUGCUGAUUCACACUGUAGCACAAGAUUUUUUACUUUUUUUGAUUUUAUGAAAUUAUGGUUUUCUUCAUGUAAGAUUAUGUUGACUAUGACAAUAGUAUUUUUCUAGAUUUUCUUCUAGUUGCUAUAGAAUUUCAAAAUAUGUAUAAUUACUUUAAUCACAGAUUUAAAUUUUUAUUUAUUAAAGUUCGAUGUGAAAGCAUUCAAAUCAAAAUUAGUGUUGUAAAUUUUUCACGACAUUUAAUCAUAUAAGCAUUGGUUAAAAGCCAUGAAGUAAGACCAUCUAUGUCAGAUUUACUGUACCUAGCUUAAAACUUAUUUUGGUUGUUUUGUUUUUUUAAAGGAACUUUUCGUAUUUUGCUUUUCAGUGUUCCUUAUAUAAAUAUUCCAUGGCAAAAUUAUAAGUUAAACCAAUCCUAUUCUCUGUACACAUUUUAAAAAUUAAUGGGGAAUAAAACAAAAUUUGGCUAGAUGGUCAAAAAGACCCAUUUUUUAAAAAAAAAAACUUUCAAUUGCAGGUAGCUGUGUUCUGAGGCUGCAUUAGAUUAUAUCUCUGAUUCUUGUAUUCAUAUGAACAAACAGAUUCUAUUUUAUUUCAAAGUACUUAUUUUUUGUUCUAUAUUGACUUUGUGAUAAUUUAUAAUAUUAUAUUUGUCUUUUUAUGGAUAUGUAUAUGUAUAAAAAUCUAUUUUUCUGUUGAAAAAAUCUAAUCUUAAUCUACUUGUACCGGUAAACCGAAUGAAAUAUGUACUGAGAAGAUGAUAAUAGUGUUUACUUUUCCCAUACAAUAUUUCAGAAUCGUAGCUAAUUUAGUAUAGCCUUUUCAUGUAAAUACAUCUUUUGUAUGUAUGUCCAAUCUUUUUUUAGUCCGGCUUAUUACCGUUGUAAAGAGGGAUUCAUCACUGUUGUCAUCUGUUUGUCACAUGACCGUUGUCCAGGCAUCGAGACUUCUCGUUAAACUGGAAAUAAAUAUGUACUUACAUUUUGAUUUCUUGUCUUAUUUGUCACAUGUUCAAUAGAUAUAUCUAUGAGUAAAAUUACACAGAAUCUUUUUUAGAUCUGUUCUGUAAACAGUUCAAGGCAUGUCCACUUAUUAAAUAAUAAUCAAUAAAUGUAAUUGAUCAAAUUUUACUAAAUAAGAGCUAUAUUUUAUUUUUAUUGUAAACUACAGUAAAUUUGAACCCCUUUGAGCUUUGCAAGUUUUGCAGGAUAAGUUAUUAAGCCAGUUUACCCUCUUAAUUUUCAGAAGUCAUUUAAAUAUAAAGGAAUCAAAAUGUG